UCAGGCCGGAGCUGUGCCCUCUGACCUUGGCUGCGAGCAGCAAUGGCGGACGCGGAGCUGCCCAAGUGUUGCAGGAACCGGGGAGGAGUGCAGCGGGUGGAGACCAAACUCCGGGCCAGCGUGGAGAAGGGCGACUACUACGAGGCUCAUCAGAUGUACCGAACCCUGUUCUUCCGGUAUAUGUCACAGGGUAAACAUGCUGAAGCUAGGGAGCUUAUGUAUUCUGGAGCGUUGCUCUUCUUCAGUCACAGCCAGCAAAACAGUGCUGCUGAUUUAUCCAUGCUAGUUUUAGAAUCCUUGGAAAAGUCUGAAGUAAAGGUUACAGAUGAACUCUUAGAAAGUCUUGGAAAACUCUUUAGUCUAAUGGAUCCAAACUCUCCUGAGAGAGCAGCAUUUGUAUCCAGAGCAUUGAAAUGGUCCAGUGGAGGCUCAGCAAAACUUGGCCACCCCAAACUGCAUCAGCUACUAGCUAUCACAUUGUGGAAAGAACAAAACUAUAGUGAAUCUCGAUAUCACUUCUUGCAUUCAGCAGAUGGGGAGGGUUGUGCAAAUAUGUUAGUAGAAUACUCUGAGUUUAAAGGCUACCGGAAUGAAGUGGACAUGUUUGUGGCUCAGGCAGUCUUACAAUUUCUUUGCUUAAAAAAUAAAAACACUGCAUCAAUGGUCUUCACAACUUAUACAGAGAAGCAUCCCUCAAUAGAGAAGGGACCUCCUUUUGUUCAACCAUUGUUAAAUUUUAUUUGGUUCUUAUUACUUGCUGUGGACGGGGGGAAGCUAACAGUUUUUACAGUGUUAUGUGAACAGUAUCAGCCAUCUUUAAAGAGAGAUCCAAUGUAUAUUGAGUAUCUCGACCGAAUAGGGCAGAUCUUCUUUGGGGUUGCACCACAACAAACCUCUUCUUAUGGGGGAUUGUUAGGAAAUCUUUUGAACAGCUUGAUGGGUGCAGGAGAUGAGGAGGACAUCGAUGGAGAAGGACCAGAAGAUGCCAACCCUAUUGAUCUUGACUAAAAGAAAAGAAAAUUAACUUUCUGAUUAAAGGUCUAACAGUGAUAUUCCACUAAAGUGUCUAAGGAAUGAUCUUCCUAAAGAAGAAAGAAAAACACACAGCUAUACUUUGAGACAUUUUAUGUGGCAGUUUCACAUCUGAGCAUCUGCAAAGGGCUCCUUUCCCUUUCUCCUGAAAAAGGUGCAUAGGAUGUUUCAUUUUACUGUUUAUAAUGGAAAUGCUGUAUUAUUUAUGUUCAGUAGAAACUAUAUUUCUCAGUUUAAAAGAACUGGUUUCGAUUGACUGUGUGUUGACUGAUGUAAUAACAUGUUUUGUCUUUCUAGUUUAUUUUACUUAUGACUUUUAAGUACUUCACAGCUUUCUUGGGGGAUGCUGAAACACUGAGUUAUUGAGUUAAAGAAAGUAAGUCACAAGUUGCCAACAGUGUUUGAGGCAUUCCAGUUCCCUCAAAGUGGCUCUCAUUCAACACAUAACCAUUACCAGAAUUGGUAUCGGAACAAAGGCCUAAGAAUGAGCAGUCCCUGAUUUAAUUUCCUUUUCACUAGUUGGUAUAGCAGUUACACACAGUACGAAUGAUCAUGCACAAAAGUGAGCUGAAGUAUUUCUGAAUCAAUAAACAAUUAAAGAAGAA
Callorhinchus milii (elephant shark) is the source of this 1637-nucleotide messenger RNA. RefSeq names its product guided entry of tail-anchored proteins factor 4 (gene get4). Gene Ontology annotation, biological process: protein insertion into ER membrane. Gene Ontology annotation, cellular component: BAT3 complex; cytosol. NCBI's taxonomy places the organism in Eukaryota, Metazoa, Chordata, Chondrichthyes, Chimaeriformes, Callorhinchidae. The transcript is spliced from 9 exons. Gene Ontology annotation, molecular function: protein binding. Bases 43 to 1008 code for a protein of 321 amino acids. The record is from RefSeq and is a predicted model, not a curated record.